AUGCCACAUACAGGUCAGGCGGGUGUCAAUCAGCUGGGUGGAGUCUUUGUUAAUGGGCGUCCAUUACCGGACUGUGUGCGGCGUCGCAUCGUUGAUCUGGCGCUGUGCGGGGUUAGGCCCUGCGAUAUAUCCCGACAACUGCUUGUCUCGCAUGGCUGUGUUUCCAAAAUUCUUACUCGCUUUUAUGAGACAGGCUCCAUAAGGCCGGGAUCAAUAGGUGGAAGCAAGACCAAGCAAGUUGCCACGCCCACAGUGGUAAAAAAAAUCAUUCGUCUAAAGGAGGAGAACAGUGGUAUGUUUGCCUGGGAAAUACGUGAGCAACUGCAGCAACAACGAGUCUGCGAUCCCAGCUCAGUGCCAUCGAUUAGCUCCAUUAAUCGAAUAUUGCGUAACAGCGGCCUCUGGACAGAUGAAAUGACCUCCAGUCAACAGAAUGCAGCAGCAGCAGCUCAUCAUAUGGCUGGGAGCAGUGCUUCUAGUGAUUAUGCCACGCCUUCGCAGCUGUAUACGAGCGGCAAUAAUGCAGUAGUCGGUACUAUUCGAGGUACAACCACUUCUGGUACGCCAACCACUUCGACUAUAACGGGCACAUCUUCACGCUACACAAAACCGAAUCCGACUUCGACUGUGUCACCUUCGUCGUUGGGCGAUGGGUUGUCCCUAAAAGCGACACCCAAGCUGUUACCCAGUCAAGAAAAUAGUCACUGUCAUGUAUCCAGCUCGCUAGGUGGAUUAGAUCUCAGCUACUCAGCACUGCACAAGCACUGGCUGUGGAAUCCCUCUUUGCUUUAUUACACCCAAGCACAUAUGCAGGCAGCCCAGGCAGCAGCCACGGGCGGACAGUUUUUGCCCUAUGGUGGAACCUAUUUGUCACAUGGGGCAGCCAAUAUGGCGGCUGUUGCUGCUGCUGCUGCGGGUAGCUGUUCAGCUGGAGGAGGCUUUACUAAGUCGGAAAGUUCAAUUGACUUAACUAAGCCGUGCACAAUGGGCGAUCCUCUGAGCGAUUGUGAUUCGGGAAAAUCUUCACCGACAGCAUUGUCGUUGAUUUCAGCUAGUGUCAGCAUAACAGAUACGCUGGGCAAUAGUAAUAACAACAUUCGCAAAAGAAAUCCGUACUCUAUUGAAGAGCUGCUGAAAAAGCCCGACAAGCGUUUACGCCUCAACAGCGAUUCACAUGCUAGUUUGGAAGGAUUUACAGCGAAGCGUGAUAAUCUGGAAAGUAUAAGCUCAAGUUCUAGCUGUUGUGAAAGCAACAGUAGCUCAAGUAAUGGCAGCUCUGAAGUCGGGGCUGCAUUAACAAAGCCACCGUUGGAAGUUGUAGAUAUCGAGGAAGAUUGCAGUGUUGAGGUAGUCAACUAACUUUUCUAGAUUUCCCUCUUCUUGUGGUAGUGGUAAAAUCAGAGUUAAAAACCCAAAAAUCCUUAAUCGUGAUAACUAAUUAAUUACAUAUAAUACAAACGACCUAGGUAGAAAGAUGUAUGAAGUUAAUUUGGAAAUUUGAUAGAGAUGUAAUUAUUUUAAAAUGAAAAAUUAUGUGUAUUACAAAUUACGUAAAACU
Drosophila innubila is the source of this 1558-nucleotide messenger RNA. It is a transcript of the gene Poxn, whose product is annotated as paired box pox-neuro protein. Gene Ontology annotation, biological process: regulation of transcription by RNA polymerase II; anatomical structure development. Gene Ontology annotation, molecular function: RNA polymerase II cis-regulatory region sequence-specific DNA binding; DNA-binding transcription factor activity, RNA polymerase II-specific. The record is from RefSeq and is a predicted model, not a curated record. Bases 1 to 1359 code for a protein of 452 amino acids. The transcript has 4 exons. NCBI's taxonomy places the organism in Eukaryota, Metazoa, Arthropoda, Insecta, Diptera, Drosophilidae.